Clonostachys byssicola is the source of this 723-nucleotide messenger RNA. NCBI's taxonomy places the organism in Eukaryota, Fungi, Ascomycota, Sordariomycetes, Hypocreales, Bionectriaceae. The record is from the annotation of a GenBank genome assembly.
AUGGAAGAAAAGGCUUUUAUCGUAACUGGAGGCGCAUACGGUAUCGGCCUUGCAACGGUGCGACUGCUCCUUGCUCAGGGUGCUUCUGUCGGCGUCGGUGACAUACAGGAAGAUGCGCUCCGAGCUGCCGUCCUCCCUUUAAAUAGCCAAUACUGCCAAAGAGUACACUUCAUCCGGUCUUUCAUCUAUAGGAUGAAGGAAAUAUUCAGGUGCCUUAAUAGAUACGCCAAUAUUGCGGGAACUGGGGGCCAUCGCCUUAGCGACAACAGCAUUUCCGAGACAACCGAUACCGAAUAUAACUUUAUCAUGGAUCUAAAUACUCGUACAACCUUCAUCGCUCUCGCAGAGGUGCUAAGGCCUGACAUCAUCACCGGGAAAAGCGGAAGUAUUGUCUGUAUAGGCAGCAUAUUUGGGCAGCGGGGUUUCAAGAGGGGCGCCGCAUUUGCGGCCUCCAAGCACGCCAUGGUAGGGUUGGCUAAGAGCGCAGUAUUGGAAGCUGGCGAACGCGGCUUACGAAUAAACAUCGUAGAACCGGGAGCAAUCGACACGCCGAUACAUCGACGCAACACGGAGAGCAAUAUGCCGGAUCUAACACCAGACAACCCCAUCCCGAGACUAGGCACCCCGGAAGAUGUAGCAGGAGUUAUCACAUUCCUUUUGGGCGACCAGUCUAAGUAUGUAAAUGGAGCAGUAUAUGCGGUAGAUGGGGGUGCCAACGCAUGA